Molecule: messenger RNA, 2286 nt
Organism: Lotus japonicus
Lineage: Eukaryota; Viridiplantae; Streptophyta; Magnoliopsida; Fabales; Fabaceae
Product: probable inactive receptor kinase At5g58300
Exons: 3
Coding region: 247-2055 (602 amino acids)
Biological process (GO): protein phosphorylation
Molecular function (GO): ATP binding; protein kinase activity; protein binding
Source: RefSeq, a predicted model, not a curated record
CCAUUUUCUUUUAAAUAUCAUUUAAUGAAAAGUGGGAGAUUUUGAGCUUCAUAGCAUUUCUCUUAUUGAACUGGAUUUUAUACCCUACUCAUUUUUUAGAAGUGAAGCUUGAAUCUAUGGUGUGUUCUUGGUGUCCUCAAAGUGAAUUUCAUACAAAGCCAAACCAGGAAAGGAUGAAGAGCAGUUAAGGUUAUCAGAACUUGGAGCUUCAACUUGCCAACAUUGUACACCAGACAAAAACUACCCAUGAAGUUCCAAUACUUCAUUGUUCCAUUUGUUCUGCUAAACUUCACACUAUCUCUCUUUGCCUUGGUUGUAGCUGACUUGAACUCUGAUAGAAAAGCUCUCCUUGAGUUUUAUUCUAGUGUCCCACAUUCCCCAAGGCUAAACUGGAAUGAGUCUUCUCCAAUUUGCACUUCAUGGGUUGGUGUGACUUGCAACCCAAGCAAAACUCAUGUCAUUGGGAUCCAUCUUCCUGGGGUUAGAUUCAAAGGAUCCAUUCCAGAGAACACCUUAGGGAAACUUGGUGCUCUUAGAAUCCUGAGCCUUCAUUUCAAUGGCCUUAGUGGAAACUUUCCUUCUGACAUUCUCUCCAUUCCUUCACUCCAAUAUGUAAACCUGCAGCAAAAUAACUUCUCAGGCCCAAUUCCUUCUUCUCUCUCCCCUAAACUUGUUGCAUUGGACAUUUCCUUUAACUCCUUCUCUGGAACUAUCCCUGAGUUCAACCUUCCAAGGCUCAGGUAUUUGAAUUUGAGCUAUAACAACUUGAAUGGCUCAAUUCCAAUCUCCAUCACUCAAUUCCCCUAUACUUCUUUUGUUGGAAACUCUCUCUUAUGUGGACCACCUCUCAAACAUUGCUCUGCAAUUUCCCCUUCUCCAUCAGCUACCCUAAAUCAAAAGGCUUCCACUUCAAAGAAAUUCUUUGGAUUAGCUUCUAUACUUGCUCUAGCAGUUGGGGGCUGUGCUUUGCUCUCUCUCCUAGUUUUGGUGAUCUUUGUGUGCUGUUUGAAGAGGAAAAAGAGUGAGAGCAGUGGUGUGCUGAAAGAAAAGGCAUCUUAUGGUGGAAAGAGUGAGGUUUCAAAGAGUUUUGGGAGUGGGGUGCAAGAGGCUGAAAAGAACAAGCUGUUCUUCUUUGAAGGUUGCUCUUAUAGCUUUGACCUUGAAGAUUUGCUGAAGGCUUCAGCUGAAGUUCUUGGAAAGGGGAGUUUUGGAACAACAUACAAGGCUUCAUUGGAGGAGGGAACAACAGUGGUGGUUAAAAGGUUAAGGGAAGUUGUGGUUGGAAAGAAGGAGUUUGAGCAACAAAUGGAGUUUGUGGAAAGAAUUGGAAAACACCCCAAUGUCACACCCCUUCAAGCUUACUACUACUCCAAAGAUGAGAAACUCCUAGUUUAUAACUACAUGCCAAAAGGAAGCUUGUUUACCUUGUUGAAUGGAAACAGGGGUGUAGGAAGAACUCCAUUAGACUGGGAAUCAAGAAUGAAGAUUGCACUUGGAACUGCAAAGGGAAUUGCUUCCAUUCACACUGAAGGAGGUCCAAAAUUUGCGCAUGGCAACAUCAAGUCAUCCAAUGUGCUCAUAACCCACGAACAUGAUGGUUGCAUCGCCGAUGUGGGACUAACUCCUCUGAUGAACACCCCACCAACCAUGUCAAGAGCCAAUGGCUACCGCGCUCCGGAAGCAGCCCAGUCAAGGAAGAUCACACAGAAAUCUGAUGUUUACAGCUUUGGGGUGCUCCUCCUUGAAAUGCUAACUGGGAAGACCCCAUUGGGGUACCCUGGAUAUGAUCAUGACAUGGUUGAUCUUCCAAGGUGGGUGAGGUCAGUGGUUCGCGAGGAAUGGACAGCUGAAGUUUUUGAUGAGGAGCUUGUGAGAGGGCAAUGUGUGGAAGAGGAGAUGGUGCAGAUGCUUCAGAUUGCACUUGCAUGUGUGGCAAAGGUUGCAGAUAAUAGGCCAACAAUGGAUGAAGCUGUUAGGAACUUAGAGGAGAUUAGGCACCCUGAGUUGAAGAACAGGACAUCCUCUGAGUCUGAAUCUAUUGCACAAACACCAUGACUCUAUGACUGCUUGUUGCAACUGAGAAAAAGUGAGAGGGAAUUUCCAUCUUCUACAAGUCAUUGUAUGAUGCAAUAAACAUGUUUCAUUGAGAGAACACUAAUAUUUGGAUUCCAUGUUGGUCAUGCAAGUUCUUAAUUUGCACACUACUCAUUGCCUUCUACAACUUUUGCCUUUUUCUGUUUCAGUCAAUGAAAUUAAUUCAAGGCUCAUGAUCAUGAUUGACCAAAA